Molecule: messenger RNA, 3299 nt
Organism: Calypte anna (Anna's hummingbird)
Lineage: Eukaryota; Metazoa; Chordata; Aves; Apodiformes; Trochilidae
Gene: FIRRM
Product: chromosome 8 C1orf112 homolog
Exons: 24
Coding region: 133-2814 (893 amino acids)
Source: RefSeq, a predicted model, not a curated record
CGGUACCGACCCCGGUCCAAACCUCGGUUCCUUCCGCUCCCCCAGCAACCCCCGCGCCCGCCGAGGCUGCUGGGAGCGCUGCGGAAAACUCUUCCCGCCUCAGGCUCCCCUGAGGUGAGGGGAGUGAGCGCCAUGUCCCAGACUGAUCCUGAGCUGCUCCUGCGGGAGCUGGGCGGCUGGGACGGGGAUCUCUGCCGCCGGGAGAUGCCCGCCGUCCUACCCCGGCUCCUGUCUAUGUAUCAAGAGUCUGAAGACUGGGCCGAGCACAUUCGUGUUCUGAGGAUCCUGACUGAAAUGUUUUUGCCCCACAUCAGCCUUGCAGAUUUGGAGCAAGCUUUUUUCUCAAAAGUAUUACCUAAGACUCUACAGUUAUUUGAUAACUUGAUGUAUGAAUUAUCCAGUGAGGCCAAAGGAUUAAGCAGUCAGAAUACAGAGUUAUGCAGCACUGUAAGGAAUCUCCUGCAGACUCUGGUGCAGCUGCUGGAAGCUCUGACUGGCUGUGUGCGCUAUGUCUGCACCCUGCAGGAGUGUGUGGCUCUGGAGAGGAUCCGCACCCUCCCGGCCUCUGUUCUUCAUGUCAUAAAGAGCACAUUUACACACUGCAAGGAUAGUGAAUCAGUGUACUGUGGGCAUCUGCACUUGAUUUCUGACCUCUUGCAAGCUAUGUUCAAGGAAACUUACUGUCUUCAGAAACAGCUGAUGGAACUACUUGAUAGGAUUUCUUUGGACUCUGCUUCUGCUGAAGAGAACAUCACAGAUAUGGUGUCAGUGAUCCACACUGUGCUGGAGAUCUGCUCUGUCAUUUCCAACAUGGACCAUGCUCUUCAUGCUAAUACGUGGAAGUUCAUAAUCAAGCAGAGCCUGAAGCAUCACUCUCUGCUGCAGUGCCAUCUGAAACACAGGGACAUCCUUGACAGCCUGUGCAAGGACACUCUUCUUUCUUUUCAAUCCUGUUUGCAACUGGCUGAGCAAAUGAAAAUAUCAGAGAUACAGGAGGGCACUGACCUCAGACUCUUUCAGAAGACUGUCAAGCUGUGCAGGUUCUUUGCUAAUUCCCUUGUACACUACACCAAGGAGUUUCUUUCUUUCUUCUCUGAUUCAUGCUCUCAGUUACAUCAGCUCUUUCUUCAGAUAUACAGCAAAUUUCCUCCCAGCCUCUAUGCUCCAGAGAUCUUGGAAGUUCAUCGGGAUGAAGUAUUCCGGGUUUUUCUUGUGGCUCUGGACCCUCUCAUCUGCCAGCUUCUUCCCUUUAGCCCUUUUAUGGAGCAAGUGUUAAGUGAAAAUUUAGGUCUCCCACCUGAGCAGCAGCUGCCCCAGUGUCUCAUCCUGAUUACCAUCAUGGAUAAGCUGCCCUCUCAGUCAGAAGAAGUUCAGAGUCUUUGGAACAGAGGAAAAAGCUUGUCUUUGUUCUCAGCUCUCUUCUUCAGUUUCCAGCAGUGUUCUGGUGAGCUGUCUCUCCCUGUUUAUUUGCCAGAGGUGCUGAGUACAGGACAGCCAGCAGUUCCCAUCACCCUGUAUCACUAUGUCUGUGUCCACCUCUGCUCCUUCAUUGCUUCCACACUCCCAUCCCACUUUCCUCAGCUGGAGCAUGCUCUGCUGGAUGCUGUGCUGGGUUCUAGCAUGGUUACAGCUCUUCUAGCAAUGGACUCCUGGUGCUUCCUUGCCCGGUAUGGAACAGCUGAGCUCUGUGCUCACCAUGUUGGUGUGAUUGCUCACUUGAUCAAGUUUUGGCCCAGUGACUGUUACCAGGUCUCUGCCUUGGGUGUUCUGCUGAGGCGUAUGCUCUUCUUGAUGGCUCCAGAUCACCAGGUGGAAUUUGUUCACAAGUUCCUUCCAGAAGAGGAGGAGAACCUGGCUGUGUGGCAGCACGUGUCCCUCAGGGCCCUGAGCCCUGAUCUCAGGACACGAGUGCUCUCUCAGCUCUGCCUGGCGGGGCUGGCGCCGUGCCGCCGGUGGCUGAAGAGCAGGCGUGCUUUGGGAGAGCUCCCACCUGUGAACACUGCCCUUUCUGUCCUGCUGGCUGUCUGCAGUUCUGCUGGUGACACUCUGGAGGCAGAACUUGGGGCAUCUCUCUUGGGAGUGCUAGGUCAGUUCUGGACUUCUCUCCAGGCUAAGCAGGUCUCAGAGGAGCCAUGUCUCCAGCAGACACUCUGUUUAUUACUUCACCUCCUGCAAUUUUUCAUCCAAGCAUUAGAUGCUCAACUGAUCAAUCAGGUGUUUGCACUCCAGUCUUCCCUCCUCCAGCUGGAGCCCCCAGAUCACCUUCGCAUGGCAACAGUGGAUUUUCUCUCUUCCAUGGGAAAGGUGUUUAUACCACAGGAAGCACAGAGGGAAGUUGUCCCCCAGCUGUCCUGUUUGUUUGCUUCUCUGCUAGCUGACCAGACCUGGCUGAUUCACCAGCACGCACUGGAGGCGUUCACCCGGUUUGCUGAGGAAACAAGCCAUGAAGAUGUUGUUCCUCAGUGCCUGAAUUCUGAAGAAACUAAGAACAAAGUUGUUAGCUUUUUGGCUAAGAGAAGGCAAGUGGAAGAGACAGCAGGAGCACGAAAGCAGCGCAUGAAACAAGAAAGUCUCACCUGCAGUGCACAGUUUCUGAAAAUGACAGGAGAAGUGGAGUCACCAGGAGAGCCUCUGGCCAAACGAGCCUGUCACCCCCCCUCUGAGGAGCAGUACAAGGCAGCUGUAGGCACAAUGGAGGGAGCAGUGGAGGCUGUGAAGCUGCUGCUUGGGAAAGGCUCAGCCCCUGCCUGGCUUGGAGUGAAACUGGAGGCUCUCCAUAAAGCCAUAGCCAGCCUCAGAGACACCGUACGGUAAGGUGCUCCCCAGCUUUUAGAGACAAUAAACAGCCCAGCCCCCUGUCCUGAGGGAAGAGAGGCCUUUGGACCAUGACUGCUGAAGAACAAACCUGUGACACAGGGCCCAGCUCCUGCUGUACUGCUGGUAAUGUAUGUGGCAAAAGGAACUGAGGGGGGAGAUGCUGGCUUGUCUUUCAUAACUGGCUGGAAGGACUUUUAAUACCUUUUAAUGGACACUCUGGUGCCUCUGAGAUAUAAUUUUGUAUACUGUCAAUGUACAGCUUGCUCUUCUAAGCUCCUCUAUGACUAUAAAGUUUUCAUAAGAUUGAAUUUUGUACACUGAGAUGUUUGAAUCUGUUGCAGCAGUUACCUGUGUUCCUGCCAUGUACAGCUGACCAGGCAGCAGGUGUUUUUAUCUUAAUUUUUAAAUACAAUCACAAAUAACAGUUUAAGGCUCUCUACUGUUCUAUGGACAUACCUCUGCUGCUGGUUCCACUCCAUGCU